AUGGCCUCAGAUAGCCAAGUGACUCUUCAGGUGUCCGAUGCAGCAGGCGCGGUCACUGGACAGAAAGACAGAGUCAAGGCAUAUGCCGCGGCUUUGGUCUGGCAGCCAGGAGAGUUUGUCGACCUGGGCCUCUCGGACGACGCUCGCACGCUCAUACACCAAGGCAAGCUAUUCAGCCAUUCCAGCAUAGGCCUCGGUCGGACACACAAAUGGACCGAGCUCUUCGUCCUGCUUUUCGACAAUUAUCUGGUCAUCACGGAGCCUCGCGAGCAAGACGGUAUCACCAACUAUCACGUUACUCGUCGCCCCAUACCGCUCGAGCUCUUAGCGACCACGAACGUUGCGCACCCGCCGAUUCAGCGCGGCGCCGUUCAGCCAAGCCCCAACCUACUGGCUACUUUGGGCGGCCUGCUUCGUUCUGGCGAUAGCGACGACUCACUUCUUGUAUACCCGUGUGAGAUUGCACACGUGGGCCGAAGUGGAUCGUGUGCCCUUUACGCGGAGAGUGAGGAGGCGCGCGUGGAGUGGAAGGAAAAGUUGUCUAAGGCGCAGAGCUUGCGGAUAGCUACUCAGGAAGGGAACAAGGUGUUCGACGUCAAACCGCUGAGCGGCGAUCCAGGCACCGGCACACCCAUCACUGGAAGAGUGACGUGCAGCUUAGCGUUCAGUUCUAAGGAAGAUGAGCGCGUGCAUAUCGUCUUCGGCGGCGACGAGGGCGUCUGGACUGGCGUUCAAGAUGAUCUAUCGAGCAUCCGUCACGUCCUCGACUUGAAGAGAGUCACCCAAUGUGCUGUUCUCGAGGACUUCGGCAUACUCGUCGUCUUGGCGGAUGGCACUCUAUCCGCAUACCCUCUUGACCUGAUCGUGUCAAUUGGCGCGCCUCAGACCGACGCGACGCUCGCGCCGUUGAAGUUGAGCGAGGAGAUCGUCUGCUUCUCUGUGGGCCAGAUCCUCGGCCGCACACUCCUAGUGUACAUGUGGAAAAGAAACCGGGACAGCACGUUCCGCGUGCUCGAAGCUAUCUCGUUGAAGGAGACUGUUCAAUCCUCACUCGGCACCGAAGGGCAUACCCAGUACGGACUGGACGACCGCUGCUUCCGCGUACAUAGGGAGUCAUUCUUCCUCCAAGGCGCCGAUUGCUACGACAUGAUGUUUCUCAAGUCACGCGCCGCAAUAUCGUACCAAAAAGGGUUCGCGAUCAUGGAUCUGACAGACGACGUCAGCGUGACGAUCCCAGUACGCGACAAUUUGGACAAGGAACUCGCGAAGCGAUGCGACUCGUGUCGGCCGAUGAAGAUACUGAGAACGAGCGAGAACGAAUUCUUACUCUGCUACGAGGAGUUCGGAUUAUUCGUCACCCGUCACGGUGACCCAGUCCACGACAAGCCGCUGAUGGAAUGGGAGGGCAAAGCAGAGCAGAUUGCCUGGAACGCGCCUUAUGUGGUCGCUUUCAACGAACAUUUUGUCGAAGUCCACAACGUCGAGACCGCCCAACUUAUUCAGAUUAUUCGAGGCGAGGGCAUGUGUGCAACGUGGGAUGGACGGGGCACUGCACGGACACCAGCAGAAGCGCCCGCUGGAGGUCAGGUGUGGGUGUUCGAUUCCCAAACUCGCAUUCAUGGCGUGAUGCGCCAUGCACCGCCCGAAUCUUCGCCCGACCCUCUCGCGGGCACUGCUGUGCCAGGCGCGCAGUACGUGUUCGAGCUCGUACCCAAAGUCAGCAAAGAGGCGUGA
Peniophora sp. CBMAI 1063 is the source of this 1734-nucleotide messenger RNA. Lineage: Eukaryota; Fungi; Basidiomycota; Agaricomycetes; Russulales; Peniophoraceae. The record is from the annotation of a GenBank genome assembly.